CUGAGGCGGCAGCAGCGGCGGGUGAAGCGAGGGUGGGAAGGGUGGAUCGGGGCGCCGGGCUCCUCCACAGCGCGCUGCCCACGGGGGGGCCGCCCCUGCCCGGGCUCAUGGAGGCGGUGCGGAGCUGCAACGGCUACGCGCGGCAGGAGAAACCGCCGCCCUCUGCGUCGGCGGGAACCGAGAAGCCGCGCGUCCCCCACGGCGGGGACAGCGGGGACGGGUGGCGGGGCGAGCGGCCCCGCAGCGAGGAGGACAACGAGCUGAGCCUGCCCAGCCUGGCGGCGGCGUACACCACCAUCCUGCGCUCGCUGGGCGAGGACCCCGAGCGGCAGGGGCUGCUGAAGACACCCUGGAGGGCGGCCACCGCCAUGCAGUUCUUCACCAAGGGCUACCAGGAGACCAUCUCGGAUGUUCUGAAUGAUGCCAUCUUUGAUGAAGAUCACGAUGAAAUGGUAAUUGUGAAGGACAUAGACAUGUUCUCAUUGUGUGAGCAUCACCUCGUUCCAUUUGUUGGAAAGGUACAUAUUGGCUACCUUCCUAACAAGCAAGUACUUGGCCUCAGCAAGCUUGCUAGGAUUGUGGAAAUAUACAGUAGAAGACUACAAGUCCAGGAGCGCCUUACCAAACAAAUCGCAAUAGCCAUCACAGAAGCCUUACAGCCCGCAGGGGUCGGAGUGGUUAUCGAAGCCACGCACAUGUGUAUGGUGAUGCGCGGGGUACAGAAAAUGAACAGUAAAACAGUAACCAGCACGAUGCUGGGGGUAUUCCGGGAAGAUCCAAAGACUCGUGAGGAAUUCUUGACGCUCAUCAGGAGCUGAAACUGUGUUCUUCUCUAAAUGCACUCUGGAGAUUGUUCUGUCCAGUGUCACUGUCUGUUCUUACUUGUUUCAUACACUUUUAAACUAAAUUGUUGUGAGUUGUUGUCGUAGUCUUUGUGCAGGUAAAGACUUCUGAUGGCAAAUGAAUAAAUGUAAUAAGGUGGGCUCCUCCUGGAUUUCCAGUGGUGCUGACAUCACGGAAUUACAAGCUACGAAUGGGAAUGUUUUUUCCAUCUACAAUGCAGAAUAUACUGCUGUUAGGAGAAAAGCAGGGCUUGGGAGUGAUGUGGAUAUUUAUGAAAUAAUUAUGUUUAUUAGAAUAAAUGCAGAGCAGCACAGGAACCAGUUAAAGGUUGUGGAUCCUUGUAGGACCACUGAUGCUGCGAACACUGUACCUCUGCUGAAAAUGAUGGCCCUGAAGUGUUUUAUUACAAGUCCUGCAGUGGCUGUUUCAAUAUCUGGAUAUGUAUGUUAUACCUCUUGGAGAUGUUACCUCUGGUGGUGUUUUAUAUAUUUGCUAGUAUAAACCCUCCUUUUUUUGGUGUGUUUGUUUUUGUUUGUUUGAGAAAUUUAAAGAAAACAUUUUUCCUAACUUCUUAACACAUAGGGAAUUAACUUCUAAAUUAUUUGAGACAGUCUUAUCUCAGUAUAAAGAGUUUUAUGCACCUUUUUCUCUGUGCCUCGGAAUGUCCGACCACUUCAACUGUCAGUCUCGUACCAUUUUUAAGCAAACUUUUAACAGAGGGGAGGAAAAACACCCCAGUGUCUGUCUGCAAAGUGCUAAGAUAUCCAAAGAGGUUUUUAAUGUUAUUUAUAUGUUGAGCUUUCCUUCUCGGUUUUCCGUGGGUUAGACUGAGGAGCUAAAAUGAGUCCGAUAAUCUGAAAAUGAAGAUUUCUCUUCGAGCGUCUCAUAAAUGCUGCACCAAAGGUGAGCGCUGCAAUCCUGACCAUGACACACUGUACCUCUCCGGUCAUUUUGGGGCAAAGUAACCUGAAAUGACAACAGCUUAUUUCAUAAGAGCAAUUGAGAAAAGCCAAUUUCCAGGGCCAUCAAAAUGAAUUAAAUGCCAGGGUCUUUUUCUGUGUAUGUGGCAACCUCUGUAUGUGGGUACAAAAAGUUUGUCCGCUGGACUUGGCUGGACUUCUUAUACUUUGUUACAAUUUUAAUGGGUGUUUUGUAACUCUUAAUUGGGAAAACAUGAGGCGCAAAUGAAAACCACCCUUCUCAAACUAAGCACAGGAGGCAAAAAAAAUAAGAUGCCAGCGUGUUGGACAGUUGAGGUUCCCAUAGUUGUAUGUGCUGCUUUGGCGAUGAAUCCAAGAGGUUCUGCACGUUAACCGAAAAGGUGGCUCCUGGUCUGGCAAGGUCCAUCGUACCAACAUUUGUCUCUUGCUUCAACCCACGCUGGAAAUGAAAUUAAAAUCAUGUCUGGUCAAAUUUCCAUUGGGCCUAAAGAACUUUAAAGAACAACCACCUCGUGUGUUUAAUUACACUUUUACCUUGGUGACCUUCACACCGUUAUUGGAACAACCUUGUUAUAAAAUCCUCUGUCCUGGAUUCCUUAGAGUUAGGUGCUAUAAAAGCGUUUGGAGUAAACAAGGUCCGUGUUGCACAUUUAUAGACUGCACUAACUCUAUGGCAUUUAUUUUCCUUAAAUGAUUGAGAGCAGAUUUUGCCAUUUCUCAGUUCCGUACGUGUAUCCAGCUGAAAAGCCUUAAAUCUUUCUUGCCUGAAGUUCAGAGUAAGACUCUUUUCUCUUUUUAGCUCAACAACCAUAAGGAGAAUUAGAGGACCAAAGGGGCACACACUGGUACAUUUGUUUCACUUUCCUCGCUUGAAGUUUGGAAAUUAAAUCUCUGUAAAACCCUGUCUUGCUCCUGAGGUAACAGAAAGUUGUGUUUUAACCACUUAUCUCUAUUCAGGAUAAAGUUCGCAUUGCACCACCACUUCUUUUAAUUUCCAUGUGACCUGUAGUCCUUAAAACAUACCUCUCUAUACUCGUGGCCUUGGAUUUUGUUCAUGUUUUUGUUGUUGUAAGACUUGGUGCAUUUUUUUUUGAACAUUAGUAUGUUCAAAUACACGAGCUUUACACCCAGUGUGUAUAUAUGUAUAGUACGUCCACCCUGCUGUUGUACCAUGUAGAAGUCUGUUGUCUCUAUACCAUUAAAGCACAGUUUUAUCCUUUGGA
Molecule: messenger RNA, 3007 nt
Organism: Columba livia (rock pigeon)
Lineage: Eukaryota; Metazoa; Chordata; Aves; Columbiformes; Columbidae
Gene: GCH1
Product: GTP cyclohydrolase 1
Exons: 6
Coding region: 108-818 (236 amino acids)
Biological process (GO): tetrahydrobiopterin biosynthetic process; tetrahydrofolate biosynthetic process
Cellular component (GO): cytoplasm
Molecular function (GO): zinc ion binding; GTP binding; GTP cyclohydrolase I activity
Source: RefSeq, a predicted model, not a curated record